Messenger RNA from Vicia villosa (hairy vetch), 2334 nucleotides. RefSeq lists its product as uncharacterized. Lineage: Eukaryota; Viridiplantae; Streptophyta; Magnoliopsida; Fabales; Fabaceae. Bases 1 to 2334 code for a protein of 777 amino acids. The record is from RefSeq and is a predicted model, not a curated record. The transcript has 3 exons.
AUGGCGAGAGAUCUGUUGAAUGCUAACGCUUUCUUGGACUUGAAGCUACGCCUAAUCAGCGAUAGACACGAAGAUGGACGUGUUUACAACACACCAACUGUCUCAGAGGUUGCUGCUCUUAUUGUUGGCGAUAUCGAUCCUAACACCCCAAGAGACAUUAUCCUUCACGCUCGUGAUGGACACUUGCAGAAAAUUGAUGAGUUUCAUCCGGCUUAUUUGGCUUACCAAUAUCCUCUAAUAUUUGUUUAUGGCGAGGAUGGAUACAGGAAAGAUAUUCUUCACAGAUAUGAGCAUGAAGAAGAGGUUACCAGAAAAAAUCGUCAAUCCAUCAAAGAUUGGCUAUCAUUCCGAUUACAGGAGCGUCGUUCAGAGGCAAAGACAUUACUUCAUUCAAGAAGGCUAUUUCAGCAGUUUUUAGUGGAUGGGUUUGCAAUGAUGGAGUCAGAACGACUCAAUUGGCUGAGGAGUAAUCAGUCCAAACUAAGAGUUGGGAAAUAUAACCAAUUACAGGAUAAAACUCGCGGUAACCAAUCAAAUACAGCGUCUAAGAGGGGAAAACGUGUCGUUUUGCCAUCAACUUUUGUCGGCAGCAAAAGAUACAUGGAUCAACUUUAUUUCGAUGGUAUGGCCAUUUCAAGCAAAUUAGGUUUCCCAGAUUUAUUCGUUACUUUUACUUGCAAUCCUGCAUGGCCGGAGAUAACACGUGCACUCGCUGGCACUUCAUUGAAGGCUCAUGAUAGACCGGAUUUGGUUACCAAAGUUUUCAAAAUUAAAUUCGACGAGCUAAUGACUGAUAUAACCAAACGCCAAGUCCUCGGCAAGGUAAUCGCAUUUAUGUACACGAUUGAAUUCCAGAAAAGAGGGUUGUCGCACGCUCACAUUUUGGUUUUUUUAAGUCCUCAAAGCAAAUAUCCAACACCGUCUGACAUUGAUAAAAUCAUUUCUGCCGAGAUUCCUGACCCUGCUGUUCAUCCGGUUUUAUACGACUUGGUCUCAGCGCACAUGAUGCACGGACCUUGUGGUCCAUCGCGCAUGAAGUCUCAGUGCAUGAAGAAUAGAAAAUGCUCUAAAUACUUCCCAAAAAAGUACCAAGAGCAAACCGUUGUUGAUUUAGAUGGUUAUCCCCUAUAUAGGAGAAGAUCUAAUUCCCAUGUUAUAAAUAAGAAUGGUGUCGAUUUAGACAACCGUCAUGUUGUUCCUUACAAUACAAGAUUUCUUUUGAAGUACCGCGCACAUAUUAACAUGGAAUGGUGUAACCAAAUUACAUCUAUCAAAUAUCUUUUUAAGUACAUACACAAAGGAUUUGAUCGAAUAACAGCAACGAUUUCAUCUUCAAACUCCACAUCAGGAAGUGACAAAGAGCCUGUUGAUGAGAUUAAACAAUAUCUAGAUUGUAGGUAUGUCUCCCCAAGUGAAGCGUGUUGGAGAAUUUACUCUUACAAUAUUCAUGGUAGGAAACCCGCCGUGGAACGUAUGUUUUAUCACUUAGUAGGUGAAAAAGCUGUUUACUACCCUGAUCACGCUAGAAUGGAAAACAUCUUAGAAAAGGCAAGUGUCACAGAAUCAAUGUUCACUACUUGGUUGGCUGCUAACAUGAAAUACGAAGAUGCACGCGACCUGACCUAUGGACAAUUUGUCUCUAAAUUUGUUUAUGAAAAGAGAACCAGAACAUGGAAACCUCGCAAGAAGGGCUUCACAAUUAGCCGUUUGAUAUGGGUUCCACCCAGCACUGGAGAACUAUUUUAUUUGCGAAUGAUGUUGACUGUAGUGAAGGGACCAUCAUCGUACGAACAAAUUCGCAAAGUUGGUGACACUCAAUUCGAUACUUUUAGGGAUGCCUGCUUUGCAAUGGGCUUCCUCGAAGACGAUAGAGAAUACAUUGGGGCAAUAAAGGAAGCGAGUGAGUGGGGUUCCGGUCAUUUUCUCCGCAAACUUUUUGUAGUCAUGCUUUUGUCCAGCGGUGUUAAUAGGCCUGGUCAUGUCUGGAGCGAAUCAUGGAAGCUAUUAUCUGAUGGUCUGCUGCAUGAACAGAGACUCUUGGCUCAUAAUACAGUCUUAUUCAUUUCUGCACUAACUUUGCUUCUUAAUUCAAUCUGCUCAGAAUUUAUUCUCACUGAAGAGCAGUUAAUGAAUUUGACUUUAACUGAGAUUGAAAAACUCCUUCAAGCUAAUCGACGCAGUCUCAAGGAUUUUAAACCGAUUCCAUAUCCGGACGGGUAUGUUCUACAACAAUUGGGCAACCGAUUGAUAUACGAUGAACGAAGUUAUGAUGUUUCUGCAAUGACUUCGGAAUACACAAGACUUUUCAAUGCUCUGACAGGUUGCUGCAUGUGA